AUGGACCACGUUGAGUUGAAUGUUUUAAGUGAUUACAUUAGACUGCAUUGGCUCUGCUUUCGUACGCUUGGUGAUUGUUAUAGUAAGCGUCCGCCUCCAUCUCCACCAAUCAGAGAAGAGGAGUUGGAGAAAUUGCUCGAAUCAAAGGCUGGAAAAGUAUUAGAGUACAAAAACAGAGUUAAAGAAUUAGAGACUGAUGUGGAAAGUAAAGAUGACAAACUUUCAGAGUUACAAAAACGGUUGGAGAACUUGAGAUAUGCUGCGACAGCGGACAGCAAGCUUAGUGUAGCACUGAAAGAAAAGGAUACCAAGAUUGCUGAAAUGGAAGAAAGGGUGAAAGAACUGUCAAGCACAUUCGGUCAACUAGACAAGGUGGAAAAAGUCAGGAAAGAUUUGGAGAACGAUGUUAUGAGCCUCGAAACGAAGCUGGAGGAGAGCGAAAGCCAGAACCGAAGGUUAAGCCACAGUCUCAAACAGAAGGAAACGAAAAUUGAAAGUUUAGAGAAACGGAUAGCGGAAAUGGAGGUCAGUAGGGAUGAUAACAGUCACUCACUCAGUAUGGCUCUGAAGCAGAAGGACAGCAAGAUUGGCCUCUUAACGCAGAACGUACAGCAACAGGAAAGCGAGAACAUGGCCUUGGAAGCUAAAUUAGAGGAAGUCACUGCUCAGGCAAAUAAGUUCUCCAGGCUGAUCGAGCAACGAGAGGAGCAGGUUAAAGGACUGAAAACGAGGCUUGAAGAGGCUGUCCAUCAGAACAACAAGUUGACUCAUGCUGCUGAGCUUAAGGAUGACAAAAUACAAUCACUGGAGAAAAGACUGGGAGCCUCUUCCAAAGAGCAGGUUCGACUAACAGAGAUUGUCGAAUCGUAUGACAAAAAAGCUGAAAAGGAUAAAGCUCAAAAAGGAAAGGGUGGAUCCUCACAGACCAUCAUUUUUAAACCGGCGGACUCUACAAGGUCCGGGCAGAACACUGUAGAGUUAUUAGCAAUCGCAGACAAAAGGAUAGCAGAACUCAACGAGGAAAUAAGAAUGCUAGAAAAACAGAGCGCCAAGGUGACGGCUCAAAGCGAAGGAAUGUCAUCGAGAAAUGCUCAGCUUGAGAUUGAGAACGAAUCACUCAGGAAUGACUUACAGAACGCUAGAGCGGAUUAUACAGCUUUGCAGGUGGACAUGAAUGAAUUCAGAGAUUAUUAUCAUCAAUUGGAUAUCGCAGCUUCAAAGAUGGGACACAGAUGUGAGAUGCUGGGUCAGCUGAACGCAACUCUAGAAGAGGAAAACAAAGCACUGGUGGAACAAGUGAACAAACUAGUGGAACAGAAUCAAGAUCUUCUGGUUAAGUCGUUGGAAGACAAAGAUCAGUUCAUGGACGACGAGAGAGCUUUCUCAGAUCGAAUCUACGCUUUGCAACGUCAGAAAGAACGCCUCGAGGAACAAGUUGACUUGGCGAAUAAAGCGCUGGCAGAAAGCGCGGCUAAACCUAAAAAAAAGCCUAACUUCCUUGCGAGAGUGAUGAUGAAGGCUGGAUUGAAAAAGAAGAAAGAUGACAUUUCCCAGAAGAAACGUCACAGUGUUCAACUUCUCCGAAUGGACAACAGUCAACACCUUGAGGAGUUUGACACAAGCACGUUAGUUGCCACGCCUGUAAGCAGACGUGAUGAAACGGGCAGCGAAGACUCACGGGAAAGCUCUGCUUCCGGGGAUUCGAGAGCAGUAACCAAGAGUUUGUUGAAUUCCAGCUUAAUUAGUGCACAGUCCGAUGUUGUUCUCAGACGACAGAAAGAUGGAUUCGUGUCCCCCUACAUCAGCACGCCUGUUUUACCUCGAGCGGAAGAACCAGACACCAUACGUCUCCGUUCCGCCACCCACGACGUGUCUGCUUUCCGUGCCCGUCACGUUCGUUCCGAGGUAUUCAAUGACAGCGACUGGUCACCUGGGAGGCUUAGUCGUCCGCGAAGCAUGGACGCUUUGGACAAGGUGCCAAGUAGCUCGUCGACUCUGACACCCAAUGAUGUUGACUCGGGUGAUGGACUUCCGGACGGUGAUGUAGCUGGAUCUUCGGGUAAAGUCUUGAAGCAGCCAGGGAUGAGGCAUCUUAAACCGAAUGCUUCUCCGUCAGGGAUGAGGAAGCAUCACUGGACUCGCAGUAGCCCGAACAUCUCUCCAAUUGCUCCUCGAAAGGAGCAUCCAGUGUCGCUUGAACCAUUGGCUCCCUCCCCACCUUCUAAUUCCAUGCAGAGAAUGUCAAGUCCUCGCUCUUCUCCAAUUCUCGCCCGAAAGUUGGAAGAGAAACCAACUCCUCGGACUCCGCAGCGUAGCCCAAUCUUGGGGCGGAAAGAAAAUAAUGCGCUGUCUCCUUCCCAAAAAGACGCACGACGGGCGAGCAUGCCCACCACGCAUUAAACUCAAAAUCUGGACACCAUACCAGUUCGAGAACGAACUGUAGAACCAACCAAAAGUAAAGUUUCUGUGCAAGUGAUUGCUUCCACGAACACGCCUAAUGGUUCGUCUCCGUCACUUUCUAAUAAGCCUGUCUCAUCUCCUUUUCAAGAAGAUCAGGUGAAGAGAGUUACUGUGGAAAGGAGAGAAAACAGCCCUCGGACACGAGAAGGGGCACUGGUAUUUAAUGGUGGAGUAACCAGUCCUUUUCAAGAAAGGGAGCGAAAUUUUGGCGCCGACAAACGAGAGGAACUUACUUCGUCCACACCUCGUGGAUUUCAGCGGCAAGAGAGCCUUAGAGGCGAUAAGAACGUUGUGAAGGGUAUGGAACCCUCCAGGAACUAUAGCACAUUGCCUUCUCGUGCUAAACACACGCGAGAAAGGAGCGCCAGCGGUGACCAGAAUGGUGGUAAAACAACUGAAUCCUCCAGGAACUAUAAUGCUGUUCCCAUCCAUGUUCAGCAUGUUAGAGAAAAGAGCUCAGAUGAGGACAUGAGCAAUGGCCCAAGGGUUAUUCAUGUGAAUGACUUACCCAGUCGGGACACCAGAGAAAGGAGCCUUAGUGCCGACAAAAAUGAAGGAGUCAGGGCAUCAAAGCGGCAAGGUACCAUAUUUGCAGCUUCAACUGCACCACCCCGGCAAAGUGUCCCAAUCACAGCGCAUUAUGUUACAAGUGGAACUAUAACUCAGAGCGAGGCGUCACCCAGCGCGGCAGUAAGUACUGCUGGGGCUGGAACGUCAGUUUACACCGAUUUGAAUUCAACUCCGGUGGUUUCUCGCGGGAACCGUGCGGAAGUCAGUUCGUCAUCGGUAUUCGCCAUUGUGCGGGAUAAACGUGGGGAUGAACACGUACUACCCGUGUCAAACAAUACACCGCCUUCACGCGAUUCGACGACGCCUUCUCGCGAUCACACUACUCCGUCACGAGCCAGCGCCACGUCUGAUUCUCGAUUGUUGUCGAAUAGCAGUACUGCGGUACUGAGAAAUACGGUUAGAGCUGCUACCGAUAUGUCGUCACGGUAUGGUGCGGCACCCUCGCCGCGCAACGUUGUCCCCUCGAACCCUGUGGAAUUGAAGCCAUCUGCGAACGAACAAAGAGACGAGAACAGGAAUGACACCAAGGUACUCGUUUCUUCGGCAACAAUUCAAGAAACCACUAAACAAAACGUUUCCAGCGUGCGAGCGCGGAUUCUUGAUAUUGAACACACAUCUCCGACCGACAGCGGCAGUAGAGCAUCAACGUAUGUGUCGCCUUCGUCCCAGACUCUAGGUAAAGACGACGACGACGAUGAUGCUAGGUCUGCUUCGUCGCAUCACAGCCGAGACUGCUCACCGGCACUGAAAAAAGUACGCAAGGCCAGGAAGGCGGCAAAGGAAAGAGAAAUAUUUAUGGACUCUCCUCCUGCUCCGCCAGACGAUUCGUCGACGGCGUCAGGUCGAGGGUCAGGCGCGGAGGAGAGGGUACGGACGAGAUCUGUCGGGUCAAACCAAGGAGAUGGGAAGAAAUCCUCGGUUUGGUUGGAGUAUGGGUGUGUGUGAUGGCUGAUUCGUUUAAGUUGUAAUGAAGUGGUUAUUUAUUGAUGUUUAUUGUGAUAGCCAAUUGCAAAUAAUUAGACUUAUCGUUAUCCUUAUCGGAUGUACAUUUCCAAGCAGACUACUCGCUUAAUGGUAAACGGUCCCUUACAAUAGGUCGUGCAAGAGAAAUAUUCACUCGAUCAGGUUUGAGCUAGCUCUUGCCAUAGUUUUUUUGAGUACAAAAAAGGAAAAAAAUUGCGUUUCAAAAGCUUUAUAAAAAAGGGGUACAAAGGGAACUAGCCAGCCAUAAUCUGGCAUGCUGUAUCUAUAUAAUAGUGGAACAAUACCAAAAAUGUAAGGUAGUAACCAGUCCAUGUAAUGACGUGAGUUUAGAUUACUCAUAGGCUGUCUAGUGAGCGUAUCUUGUGAAGUUCCUUGAUCAAAAUAAUGUUUAUAAUGUGUAUAUUGACCGUUAUCUACUCCCCAGAUCUUUUCUUACUUUUAUAGAGUGGGUGAUCUGGGUAUUAGUUUGCCUUUAUCCUUUGUACAGUUUUCAAGUAGUUGUUCAUAAAGUUGCCUUUCCCUACAUGAAAAUGUAUUUAUGAUUAGUUUUCUCAAUGUACGUGAAUAAUCUAACAUGAUUACCAAGUGUCAAGUAGUCUAUUUUUGGAUGACGAACGUAAACGAGACUGUAAAUCAACUGUUCGCUUUUAUGAAUUCCUCACCAUCCAGUUACGAUAAAGAAAAAGUAGAUGUGGAUGAACUUCUUUGAAAAUGUUCAUUUUGUUUUAUUUAUAUAGGUAUUUAAUAGCAUCGCUGUCCAAGAAAUAAUUUAUAAAAUGAACGUUUCUUCGAAUGGUAAAUUUCUGACCUCUUUGCUGAUCACGUUUGUAAUUCAACGAAUAAAGGUUUGGAGUUACAUCU
Molecule: messenger RNA, 4875 nt
Organism: Stylophora pistillata
Lineage: Eukaryota; Metazoa; Cnidaria; Anthozoa; Scleractinia; Pocilloporidae
Biological process (GO): cytoskeleton-dependent intracellular transport; cytoplasmic microtubule organization
Cellular component (GO): cytoplasm; centrosome
Molecular function (GO): dynein light intermediate chain binding; microtubule binding
Source: RefSeq, a predicted model, not a curated record